AUGGGUUUGAAGCCUAUCCAAGAAGAUUUCCUGGGGUGUGGCCACUGCUCAUGCUAUAACUUCUUGGAGGCACAGGCAGGAGACCCCAACCUGGCCUUAAGUCACUGGGAGCCCUCUUCGAGCCUUGGGGGCAGGUGGUGCGUGGGCGCUCACAGUGACUGGGAGCACGUGGUUCGGGAGCCUGGAGCACGUGUGGGGGGGCCCACGGCAGCCAGUAGGGCUGCCCCUGGCCAGGAGCAGCGGGGCGCUGGAUCUCAGCGGGGAGCCCUCGCUCACGCCAGGCUGGCUCGGGUAGGGCGGUCAGCAGGGGCCCCGCGGGGGCGCCCGCCCCCAGAAGAGGUGUGGGGCCUCCCCCACCCUCGAGAGCCGGCGAGGCCUCUGUCUGGCCGUCGCCCCGCAGAGUUGUUCCAGAGGUGGGAAACUGAGGCUCCUCCUCCUCUGAGCCCCAGGCCUGCACCUGCCUCCUCGCGGCUCCUCCCGUCGCCCGAGGUAAUAGUGACGGCCCUUCCGGCCUUGAGCUCCGGGAUCUGGCAGGGCGAAUGCUCCCCGUGCUGGUGGAACGGGGGCGUUGAGGAGAAGGAGGCUAGGGGCAAUUGUGGUUGCCUAGCGACCCAGGCCCAGAAAAUCCCUCGGGAGCCGCCGCCGCCUCCGCGUCACAGGCCAGAAGUCACCUCCCCAGGCCCAUGGUUCUGCCCGGCGCCCUCGACCGCGCCGGGCUGCGGGGCGCACAUGUCCAUCUAUGACGACGCGGCCCCGUGCACCUCCGCACGCUGCUCCCCCAGGAUGGCCGAGGCGGGCGUGUGUUCCGGGGCCUUCCUAGUGCACCUGGAGGCGGCCGGCCCCAAGGCGGGCAGAGGAGCGGCCGAGGAAGUCGGGGACGGCGCGUGGGCCCGGAGCAGCGUGGGCCAGCCCCUUGUCGCCUUCGUGCUCUGCGCCCGUCCGGGCAGGAAGCGCCUUGAGGAGCCUCCAUCACCCCUAUCUCUCAAGCAGCCCCCUGCCCAGGGGCACCCACUUAGCCAGCCCCGGGCGUCGUUGUCGACCAAGUCCGAGGCAGGAUGCCAGUGUUUGAAUUUACCUCACUGGAAUUUGGAAUCUGAUGUCUUCACUCCUGAAAGUAAAAACCUCCCACCUGGAAGGGAGAGUGCAGCAGGUGGUAAGCUGAAAAAGAGUCAUUUGGAAAUUCCAGUAGAACAACUGAUAGAACUUAGUUUGUCAGAGAACUCACAGAAAAAAUCACAGAACAAUAGUAAACCAGGGAUGUUUCAAUUCUGGAGCUACCCUCAUAAUGAAGCAAUAACUAUGGAGAAUAGGGAUUUCCAGAAAUCUUCAACGGAAACUGGCUUUAAUGUAAAUAAUAAUCCUCUAAGGCUCUUCACUCUGAACCACUCACUAACAGGUGCUUCAGUUGACAAACAAACUGGUUCUUACCCUGGAUUGCGACAACAGAUGCCAUUAAGUCUCUGCUGGCCUUAUGCUGAUGGAGACUUUUGUAAAGAUAGAAGUGAGCCUCAGAGUAACUCUUAUUCAGCUAUAGAAAGCAACAAUGGUGAAAUUUUAUCUGCUUCAAAUUGGAAUACAAAAUAUGGGAACAGCAGCAAGGAAGAAAAUCUUACUGAUGAAAGUGAUUUAUCAGAAAAUGAAAAAGUAAAUGAUACAUUACUCACUUACUUUAAAAAAAUGGACCUGAACUUAAAGCCAGAAGUAAUAGAAGACUUUGAAGAAUCUUUCUUGGAACAGUCAAGUGAAGUAUUUUCAUAUCCUGAUUUUCUCCCUCCACCUUUUAAUACUCUAGACUUGCACAAACUGGCCUUCUCAAAAUCUGAAAAUUGGAAAGUGGCAUUAGAUCCUAUGGAAAGCUCCAUUGAGCAGUUGAUAGGUCGUUUAUUGGAGAUGGAAAGAAUACAACAUCUGACUAUACAAAAGGAGAGGCCAAAGAUACCAAUCAGCUGCUCUACUCAAGUCAUUACUGAACGGCCCAGUUCAUCCAAAGGCUCAUCCAAACAGAAGCCAUCAAGAUAUCCUGAAUCUCUGCCCCUUCAGACAGUAUGUGUAGAUAAAAGUAGAGAAAAAACAAAAAGCAACUCUAAUUCUUGCAAACUUGAGCAGAAUACUUCAAAAUGCAGUUGGAACAAUGCUGGUAAAAAUAAGAGGAAUUCCAGACCACCAUCUAUCAGAAGCUCUUCUGCCACAAAACAAAUCAUUGCUACUUAUGAUGACUUUAAAAUUUCCAAAAGUUCCUCUUUAAAUUCAUGCCAAGAAGUUUCAUCCAGACCUACUUCAAGUCACUCCAUUGCUCAAACAACUCAUCCAUUGGUUAAAAUGGUUUCAACAAGAUGUCUUCAGCCAAAGUCUUCAAUACCUAUAUCAUCCGUAUCUCUUUGUUUGCCCGAACCACAAGAAAGCAAACCAUCAAGAAGCAAAAAGAAACUUUAUCAGAAAAAUAUAGCUGUAAAUAGACCACUCCAUGUUCAGAAAAGGCAAUGUUUAUCUCCUUCAUUUACAGCUAAAUGUGAGAAGUGCUCACACAUUGACCAAAAAUAA
This is a messenger RNA of Vombatus ursinus (common wombat), 2541 nucleotides long. It is a transcript of the gene FAM217A, whose product is annotated as family with sequence similarity 217 member A. Bases 1 to 2541 code for a protein of 846 amino acids. The transcript is spliced from 9 exons. NCBI's taxonomy places the organism in Eukaryota, Metazoa, Chordata, Mammalia, Diprotodontia, Vombatidae. The record is from RefSeq and is a predicted model, not a curated record.